Molecule: messenger RNA, 375 nt
Organism: Neltuma alba
Lineage: Eukaryota; Viridiplantae; Streptophyta; Magnoliopsida; Fabales; Fabaceae
Exons: 3
Coding region: 1-375 (124 amino acids)
Source: RefSeq, a predicted model, not a curated record
AUGGAGGAGGAUUUUGAUGCCAAUAUGGAGGAGGAUUAUGACAUCGAUGAUGUCAAUCAGCCGGAAGGAAGGAAGGUUAGAGGUAGUACAAGGCUACCAAAGUUAGCAGUACGUCAUGGUCGUAUUCAGAAGAAGCAUGUGGAUUUUGAUGCCAAUAUGAAUCCAAUUGGUGAAGAGAAGGACAGAUUCAUUAGCUAUAUAGGCUCCGUUGCCCGAAGCAAAGUCAAUAUUCUAUGGCCUAAUUGGAAGUCAAUUUCUAAGGAGACGAAGGAUAUGAUUUGGGAAUAUAUUUUGCAAACGUAUGACAUCCCUCGUACUGAGCAAAUGAAAAAGCAUUUGUUGCAGCAAGUUCGUCAGCUAUGUGCGAGGGUCUAG